AUGUUUUUGAUCCUCCUGUUACUCAUAGAAUGUGUGAGUAGCGUCAGAUUGCGUCAUUUGGGAUUCCAGAGCCCAGAUGUGGUCGUGAUUGGCGGAGGUCACAGCGGCUGCGAGGCUGCUGCGGCUUCUGCUAGGAUAGGAGCCAAUACUUUGCUCAUUACUCCGAAAAUAUCCACAAUAGGUGAAAUGUCAUGUAAUCCUUCCAUCGGAGGCAUUGGAAAGGGAAACAUUGUCUGCGAAGUCGACGCUUUGGAUGGCAUAAUGGGCGUUGCAGCGGAUGAGGGCGGGAUUCUCUUCCGUUUGCUCAAUAGGAGCAAAGGACCUGCUGUGCGAGGUCCCAGAGCGCAACAGGACCGCGAUGUAUACGCAACGGCAGUGAGGAACCUCCUGGCAAAGUACGAGAACCUCGAGAUUCUGGAGGAGAUGGUCCAGGAUGUCAUCAUUUCCAACGACUCUGCAGACAAGAGAAUCCGCGGAGUUAAACUCUCGAAUGGGAAGGAAAUUGAGGCAAAGUCUGUGGUCAUAACUACCGGCACUUUUCUCAGAGGCAAGUGUCAUGUCUCGACCAAGAGUGUGCCUGGCGGUCGAUUUGAUAGAGCCGAAAACGAGUAUGAGCCUCCAUCGAAUGGUUUGUGCGAGACUUUUAAGCGUCUCUUGGUUAAAACUGGGAGGUUCAAGACCGGAACACCUGCACGACUGGCUCUGGACUCUAUAAACUUUGACAUUUUGGAGGUACAAGAGAGUGAUGAGGAACCAGUUUCCUUUUCAUAUCUAAAUGCAAAAACGGGUCCACCUAUUUCUCAUGGACUGAUAAAGUGCUACAAGACAAGGACUAAUGAGGACGUUCACAGGAUUGUGAGAAAUAAUUUGGACAAGUUGCCAAACUAUGAGAGUGGAUUGGGUCCUAGGUAUUGUCCUUCAAUUGCUACAAAAAUUCAACGAUUUCCCUCUGUUAAAUCGCAUAUUAUAUGGCUGGAACCUGAGGGUGUGAAUAGCAAGAUUGUUUAUCCGAAUGGAAUUUCUGGAGCCUUUCCUCCAGACGUUCAGCUAAAAAUGCUCCGGUGUAUCAAAGGUUUGGAGGAGGUCAGGAUUCUCACACCUGCUUACGAUGUCGAAUAUGACUAUGUCGAUCCGCGAAGUCUCUAUCACACACUAGAAUUAAAGGGAGUUCGAGGGUUAUUUUUGGCUGGUCAAAUCUGCGGUACCACAGGUUAUGAGGAGGCAGCCGGUUUAGGGAUAGUUGCAGGAGCAAAUGCAGCCCUUGCAGCACUCUCAAAAGAUUCCUUAAUUUUUAACCGUUCCGAUGGUUACAUUGGUGUCCUAAUCGACGAUUUGGUACGAAAGGGUACCAGUGAACCUUAUAGAAUGUUUACUUCCAGAGCUGAAAACCGUCUUUCUCUGAGAAUUGACAAUGCUGACUUGAGAAUGAUGAAAAAGGGUAUAUCUUGCGGUUUGAUAAGAAACCCAGAACGUAUCGCACUAGCCAAGGAAAAGUAUAUUCAUGCGCAAGCAGUUGCAAAUCGGCUAAGGUGGGUGAUUACAUUUCUCAUUAUAGCUCCUAGAUUAACGUGCAUGUCAAUGGACAAAUGGAUGGGAAACGGACAUGUAGAGGGUAAAAAUGGCUGGGAAUUUCUCAAUAGGACUGGAAUCACACUCAAGUUUGCCGAGGAACAGAUCGCAAAGAACGCUUUGGAAAAAUUGGCAACUACUAUCGCAAAUAUUUAUAAAGAUAGGGAUGAAUCGGUGGAAACCCAAGGGGACGAUUUAGAGCUGGAGGGGAUAAAGACCAUAUUUCCAAACUUGGACGCAUACCUUGACAAGUCUCUGGAAAUCACACUCUCAAUUCCAGAAAUUAGUCCAAAGUAUAUCGCAGACUUUGUCGAGGCUCUCUCUAAAUACAAGCCGUUUAUUCACAAGAAUAACAAAAAGUUUGAGAGAGCCGCCAUGGGCCGUGAAAUUGCCAUUAGACCAGAUAUCCAGUAUACAAGGGAGAACUUUCCAUUUCUAUCGCUGGAGGAGGUUGAAGUGCUGUCAAGGGAACGCCCAGCAACAAUAAGGGAGGCUCUAGACAUACCAGGAGUCACUCCAACCUCUGCCCUGAGACUCGCAACAUUUAUCAUCAAACACUAG
Molecule: messenger RNA, 2130 nt
Organism: Theileria equi strain WA
Lineage: Eukaryota; Apicomplexa; Aconoidasida; Piroplasmida; Theileriidae
Product: glucose inhibited division protein A, putative
Exons: 9
Coding region: 1-2130 (709 amino acids)
Biological process (GO): tRNA methylation; tRNA wobble uridine modification
Molecular function (GO): flavin adenine dinucleotide binding
Source: RefSeq, a predicted model, not a curated record